AAAAAAGUGAAUUAGCAACACUGCUGGCAGCAAAUAUUAUUUUUUACUCAAUACGUGUCAUUUGAUUUUAGCCGAAACUCAGGAUUAGAAUAAAAAAUGCACACGGUACUAACUAGAGGCAAUGCUACAGUGGCAUACUCGCUGAGUGUGCUAGCUUGUCUAACAUUUAGCUGCUUUCUGUCCACCGUUUUUCUGGACUACCGAACCGAUGCUAACAUCAAUACUGUCCGUGUCCUGGUAAAAAAUGUUCCCGAUUAUGGUGCAUCCCGGGAGAAACAUGACCUCGGCUUCAUCACUUUUGAUCUUGAGACGAAUCUCACCAGUAUCUUCAACUGGAAUGUGAAGCAACUGUUCCUGUAUUUGACAGCUGAAUACAAGACACCAACGAAUCAAUUAAAUCAAGUCGUUCUUUGGGACAAGAUCAUCUUGCGUGGCGAAAAUGCCGUGUUGGACUUCAAGAACAUGAAUACCAAAUACUACUUCUGGGACGAUGGCAACGGCUUGAAGGACAAUCGUAAUGUGACCUUAUCUCUGUCCUGGAACAUUAUUCCGAAUGCCGGUUUACUGCCCUCAGUCCAAUCAACUGGCAAGCACACAUUCAAAUUCCCAACCGAAUAUUCGGCAUCGUCCAUUUAAGAUACAUAUUAAGUUUUAAAAUGCACUGAUAAUGUUCGGUAAACUAGUGUGUAUUUAAUAAAAAAAAAAAUAUAAAAUACAAAAA
Molecule: messenger RNA, 721 nt
Organism: Drosophila willistoni
Lineage: Eukaryota; Metazoa; Arthropoda; Insecta; Diptera; Drosophilidae
Gene: Spase22-23
Product: signal peptidase complex subunit 3
Exons: 1
Coding region: 97-636 (179 amino acids)
Biological process (GO): protein targeting to ER
Cellular component (GO): membrane; signal peptidase complex
Source: RefSeq, a predicted model, not a curated record